Messenger RNA from Paramuricea clavata, 1404 nucleotides. NCBI's taxonomy places the organism in Eukaryota, Metazoa, Cnidaria, Anthozoa, Malacalcyonacea, Plexauridae. The record is from the annotation of a GenBank genome assembly.
AUGGCGGCAGGUUCGACACAAGUUACUGCGGUUAUUGAUGACGAAGAGAACGAGGCAAUGGAAGUGGUAAGUUUAUUUCUGAAAUUAAGUUGGUUUCCUUAGUUCAACAUUAGACUCACAUUAGUUCGACAUUAGACUCGCGAAAAAUUAAGUUAAAAACCAGUCAAAACUGGGUCACUUGUUAAAUUUGUUUUACGGAAUAAUAUUGUGAUUUAACAUUCUCUCAGAUCAAACGUUUUAAUCAAACGUAUUAAUGUUUUCAAUAGAACCAAGUGGGCAUCCAUGUGACAAAAUAAAUGAUAACUGAACUUCUUGCUCUCAAACUUUCAUAUGCACAAAUUGCAAAGGUUCUUGGUAUAUGCAGGAGUAAGCAGGACCUCUUUGUACAAGAAGAUGAAUGAAUAUAGGAUUAACUACAAAGAGAAAUACUCAAUAAUAUCAGAUAAUGAACUUGAUAACACUAUUAAACAAAUUUAUCAAGAUCAGCACAAAAUGGGUGAGGUUAUGUUAAUGGGCCAUCUGAGAUCAAAAGGGAUUGAUGUUCAACGGAAAUGUUUGCGAGAAGCAAUUCACAGAGUUGACCCUGUAGGUGUUGAAGAGGGGAAAGCAAACGGUAUAAAGGGAAGAGUUUACGAGGUUCCACAUCCAAACUUUAUUUGGCAUAUUGAUGGAAAUCAUAAACUAAUCCAUUACAGACUAGUAAUUCAUUGUGCAAUUGAUGGGUAUUCCAGACUCAUUACAUUUCUCCAGUGUUCAGAUAAUAACAGAUGUCAGACUGUUGUAGAACUGUUGAAUGAAGCAACAAAUGAGUUUGGUAUGCCCAAGCAUGUGCGAACAGAUCAUGGUGGAGAGAACGUUGGCAUCUGGACAACAAUGUACAAUGCCUAUGGAGACGAGAAUCAGCCAGCAGAGAGAAAUAAUAGAGACUUGAAUGUAUCCAUUACGUCACCAUUUAAGAAAGUGUUUGAAGAAUUAGAACCGGAGGGUCACCUCAAUGUGGACAACGAAACAGAUAUCUUUUGCUUGCAUUAUGUAUACCUACCUCGCAUUAAUCGAGCAUUAACCAACCACAUGAAUGCUCACAACCACCACAAAAUUUUGUCAGAGGGAUCAGCUACUCCAUUACAGUUGUUUACAGUUUAUAUGCCCUGGCCAUCUUUUCAUGGCGGUGAAUUAAAUGACCCAACUCCGGAUGAUUGGGCAACAGAGCUGCCAGAAACUUCAGUGGUAACAGUACCUAGGGUCCAGAGUCCACUGUCUGCUGCUAACCUUCACCUACUUCAAAGUAUAACUAACCCAUUAGCGACCUCUAGCACCAAUGGUAAAGAUUUGUAUUUAGAAACAGUUGAAUUUGUUGGUAGGAGCAUUUUAAAUAGUACUGACGAAAGUCACAAAACUGCUUAG